Messenger RNA from Melitaea cinxia (Glanville fritillary), 297 nucleotides. Its product is annotated as cecropin-like. Gene Ontology annotation, cellular component: extracellular region. The record is from RefSeq and is a predicted model, not a curated record. NCBI's taxonomy places the organism in Eukaryota, Metazoa, Arthropoda, Insecta, Lepidoptera, Nymphalidae. Gene Ontology annotation, biological process: antibacterial humoral response. Bases 30 to 221 code for a protein of 63 amino acids. The transcript has 2 exons.
ACAGUUUACACAUUAUUUUAUUGUUGAAAAUGAAUUUCAUUAAGGUUUUCUUCUUCAUUUUCGCGUGCAUCGCUUUGACUACAGUUUCUAGUGCGCCGAGUCCCAAAUGGAAAUUCCUGAAAAGAAUUGAGAAACUUGGACAGAGAGUCAGAGACGGCAUCAUCAAGGCGGGUCCAGCUGUCGAAGUCAUAGGACAAGCCAGUUCUGUGAUUAAAGGAUAAUGGAAGCUUAAAUAUUAAAUUUAGUUGAAUAAAUUAUUGUAUGUAAAUUGAAUAUUAUAACUUGUAAAAAUUUUUA